Carcharodon carcharias (great white shark) is the source of this 1980-nucleotide messenger RNA. RefSeq names its product protocadherin-16-like. Bases 82 to 1980 code for a protein of 632 amino acids. Gene Ontology annotation, biological process: homophilic cell-cell adhesion. Gene Ontology annotation, cellular component: plasma membrane. The transcript is spliced from 3 exons. The record is from RefSeq and is a predicted model, not a curated record. Gene Ontology annotation, molecular function: calcium ion binding. NCBI's taxonomy places the organism in Eukaryota, Metazoa, Chordata, Chondrichthyes, Lamniformes, Lamnidae.
GGAAUUUUAAUUCAAAAGGAUCUUGGCGAGAAAGAAAUCGAAGGAGAGAAAAAGAUCGAAAAUCUGGGUGAGAUUCUUCGCAUGAAGAGAGGAGGUGCAACUUCAUUAAUUGGAAUAAUAUUGUUUGGAAUUAUGGGUUUAAUGAAGAGGCCCCAGCCUAAAUGCAGAAGCAUGUUUCUGUGGCUUCACCUUAUAUCAGGAUUGUUGGUUGGAUGGUCCAUGGCAGGGUCAGAUGAACCUCUUGUUCUGCAAAUUGAUGAGGAGCAGCCACCUUUCACCAUCAUUGGAGAUAUCAACGCAGGUCUUCCCCCUGGACAUAUAACCAGCAGCUUCUUUAUUCAUGAGACUGAUGGCACAGGCAUGUCCUCCGAUUUAAUUAUUGAUGAAACCACAGGGAUUAUCAAAACAGCCAGAGUGUUGGAUCAUGAGUCCAGGGAUAAGUACAAGUUUGUUGCAGUAAAUUGGGGAGGUGAUGCAGUGGAGGUGGUGAUAAUAGUCAAUGAUAUCAAUGAUAACUCUCCAGUGUUUCCCAACAGUCAAAUGAAGCUGAAUGUGCCUGAACAGACACCUGUGGGAACAAGGUUUCGUUUAGAUUCAGCAAUUGAUGCAGAUGGAGGUCAAUUUAGCACACAGGGAUAUCUUAUUAAAGAUGGAAACAUUGGGCAAGCCUUUAGGCUUGAAACUAAGAGAGUUGCAGAGACACUGGACCUGGAAUUAGUGGUCAAUAAUCCUCUGGACAGGGAGAAGAAAUCCACUUACACUUUGGUGAUUGAAGCUUUUGAUGGUGGAUCUCCCCACAGAACAAGUCAGAUGACAUUGGAUGUCUCCAUAUUGGAUGUAAAUGAUAAUGCUCCAAUAUUUAAUCAGACUCGAUACUACACCAUGAUCUCAGAGAGCUUACAUCCCGGCAGCAGUCUUCUGCAGGUCUUUGCCACAGAUGUAGAUGAAGGGAAUAAUGGUGUGGUCAUUUAUGAGAUCAACAGGAGGCAGAGUGAUCCCAACCAGUACUUUGCCAUAGAUUCAAAGACGGGUGUGAUCAAGUUAAAUAAAGGAUUGGAUUAUGAAAUGAAGAAAGUUCAUGAGCUGGUCGUCCAAGCUAGAGACAAUGCCACACACCCUGAAGUAACAACAGCAUUUGUAACUGUCCAGGUCAAAGAUUACAAUGAUAACCAGCCCACACUCACCAUCAUCUUUCUCAGUGAAGAUGGCUCACCUCAUAUCUCAGAGGGAGCUCAACCUGGCCAAUUUGUGGCCAGGAUUUCUGUAUCAGAUCCUGACUAUGGAGAAUAUGCCAAAGUCAAUGUAUCCCUGGAUGGUGGUGAUGGUAAAUUUGGACUCACUACAAAGGACAAUAUUAUUUAUCUGAUCUGCGUGGACCAGGUGUUAGACAGAGAGGAGCAAGAUACUUACCAGUUGAGUGUUAUGGCAACUGAUUCUGGAACACCACCAUUGAGGGCUGAAUCCACAUUUACCAUUCAUGUGACUGAUGUUAAUGACAACCCCCCAGUCUUUGAUCACUCAGGAUAUAGACAGUCAAUUCCAGAGGUUCUGUACCCUGGAAGCUUUGUGCUACAAGUAACAGCCAGAGAUAAAGAUGAAGGCAGUAAUGGUGAAAUUAUCUACAGCAUCAUCAGCAGCCCAAAGUUUCAUUCUGAUUGGUUCACCAUUGAUCAAGCCACUGGCGUUAUUACUACAGCUGCAACUUUGGAUUAUGAAACAGACCCUGCUCCCAGGUUGACAGUGAUGGCCACUGAUCAGGGAAAUACCCCCUUGUCAUCCUCCGUCACUGUUACCAUAGUGAUACAGGAUGUUAAUGACAAUGAGCCCGUGUUCAGCAGCAAUUUCUAUAAUACGUCAAUCAAAGAAAAUGAACCAAUGGGGACUUGCUUCCUCCAGAGUGAGAUCAGCGGCCGCCUGUUCAGGCGCCGACUCGGGAUUCUGGCUGGGCUGCCGCACGUUCAGAAAUGCUCUUACUUUUAA